UCAGCAACACUCCGCAAGUGUCGCCAUUGAAGCGCUAUCGGUAGCAGCUUUUUAUCCAGUUCAACAUCAAUCCUCAACUUCUCCAUCACCGGCGUCGGCUUCAACGCCUAUCCCAAUGACCGAAUCUCCCGGUUCCCCCUCUCCUCAAUUGCGUCCGACGAAAUGUCGGAUCGCGAAGACCUCAAGCAUCCCUUCUCGCCGUCGGCCCCAACCCUACCUCCUUCCAAGCGUCGUCGCACUGGUGUCGCGUCGUGGGAUCGCAAUACUCCUCUCUCGACCACAUUUCAAGAAGACAUCCCACCGACCUCCCCCUCGACCUCGAUCUCGUCAGAUACCUCCGGCGACAUCCCCAACUCUCCCACCCUCCUGGCCCUGAUAGGCGGCAGCCAGGAUGACGACUACAGCGGCCAGGGCAACGACCAGGUUACCGUAUGUCGGUGGGAGGGGUGCAACGUAGGGGAUCUCGGCAACAUGGACGAUCUGGUCCAGCACAUCCACAACGAUCAUGUCGGUAACCGACAGAAACGAUACUCCUGCGAGUGGUCCGACUGUCCUCGAAAGGGCCAAACGCAUGCGAGCGGCUACGCACUGCGCGCACAUAUGAGGAGCCAUACGAGGGAGAAACCAUUCUACUGUGCGCUACCAGAAUGCGACCGCAGUUUCACACGUUCAGACGCCCUCGCCAAACACAUGCGAACUGUCCACGAGACAGAAGCCCUUCGACCCUCUGACCCCGUACCAAAAGGCCACAAUGUCCCAGCCUCCGCGAUGGGAACCCCCGCCGGAACCCCCGUCAGUAAACUCCAGCGCAUCAGACUGAAGCUAUCACAACCGAAGAACGAGGCAGACAGGCUCAGCGAGAUCGCCAACGACGAGGCAAUCGUCGCCGAGGACCUCGACGAGCUCGAGCUACCCGAGUUCGGUCCCGAGAUCGGGUUUGACGAGCACGAGCUCCAGCUCCGGCCGUAUGAUCUCUACCGGCUGCUUCGUCGGCAGAUCCACUGGGCCGAGAAGGAAGGCCAAGAGCUAAAGGAGGAAUGGGAGAAGAUCAGGCCGAAAAGAAAGCAGGCGUGGCUGGAGAAGGAGACCAUCUUCGACGAUGUCAUCGACGCCGAACUCCGCUUGUUCAGUGCCGUUGUGGCCACGGAGGGUCUCCCAGCCGAAUCAGGUAAUGCCGCAAACGGUGUCCAGAAAGUGCAGCAAGGACAGCUAGCGCUGGCUGAAGCAGAGGCGAGUCUGAGCCGCGACUCAAUGUCUAUUCCUCCAUGAUCUCGUCCUGCAUAAAUUUGUCUCCUCCGUAUACGUAUUCACUUCUUCUCUACUGGUCUUUCAUGGGUUAGGCUCUCGGCGUCAUUGUGGAUUUUCUACCGUACUUGCGAUUCAAUGUGGCACAUCGGACUUUUCAGUUCAUGGAUGUAUCUGCAGAUCGAACAAUAAUGUCUUGUAUCAUUAUUUUGAUAGGUCGGGAAUAUGGAGAUCAAUUUACCGCUCC
Molecule: messenger RNA, 1492 nt
Organism: Aspergillus novofumigatus IBT 16806
Lineage: Eukaryota; Fungi; Ascomycota; Eurotiomycetes; Eurotiales; Aspergillaceae
Product: C2H2-type zinc finger protein
Exons: 2
Coding region: 163-1269 (368 amino acids)
Biological process (GO): regulation of transcription by RNA polymerase II
Cellular component (GO): nucleus
Molecular function (GO): DNA-binding transcription factor activity, RNA polymerase II-specific; RNA polymerase II cis-regulatory region sequence-specific DNA binding
Source: RefSeq, a predicted model, not a curated record